Pygocentrus nattereri (red-bellied piranha) is the source of this 1655-nucleotide messenger RNA. It is a transcript of the gene znf648, whose product is annotated as zinc finger protein 648. The transcript has 2 exons. The record is from RefSeq and is a predicted model, not a curated record. Bases 186 to 1601 code for a protein of 471 amino acids. Lineage: Eukaryota; Metazoa; Chordata; Actinopteri; Characiformes; Serrasalmidae. Gene Ontology annotation, biological process: regulation of transcription by RNA polymerase II. Gene Ontology annotation, molecular function: RNA polymerase II cis-regulatory region sequence-specific DNA binding; DNA-binding transcription factor activity.
GAACUCCUCCUCCAGCAUCUUCAGCUCCCUCUGAACUCGGGAUAAAAAUGACCUGUUCACAGCGGAAUCUCCCUCAGCGGACUGGACUGUUUCAAGGUGCACCAGACAGGUCCACAUUUCCAUGAACGUUCUGCGAGCUGCGCACCAAACCCAGUGCUCUCUACCCAAAACGCUCCUAACCAGAAAUGAAUAUGGCAGAAAACUGUAACCACUUGACGGCAGAUGUCAUCAGCGACAGAGCUUACAUGUCAAAAAGAAGCAUCAGGAAGACCUUCGUCAAUAAGAGGCGGUAUAUACCAGCAGAGAGUGAAGUGGUUGCCGAUUCUAAGUUCAGUGGAGGGGCUUUUUCUUUACACUGUGUUGAGGAAACACUGCCCUCUGCUGCUUAUGCCGAUGAAAUGAAUCCAGUUCAUGUGAAUCCAGCCACGUCUGUGUACAAGAGGUUUGCUGCGCUUCCCUAUGCUGACAAGCCUGAAGUUGUGAGCCAAAAAGCUGGAUUAGAGCGCGAUUUAACAACUUCAGCCAAUCACACGGAGGAAGUGCCCAGUUCUGCCGACAUCAAAGUGAAACUGGAGGAGGACUUUGAGCCGGCUCCAGAAACACAGCAAGAUGCCCCAGUUGUUUCAGACAAAGAUGCAGCGAAGGCAGCCGGGGAACAUGGACCAAGCAGAGUGGAACCAUCCAGCAGGCCGCUUUUCAGGUUCGCUGCUAUGAAGAAGCGGCGCGGCGUAGAAGGGGAUGCUGAAAACCGUCCGUACAAGUGCAGCUACUGCCCCUGGGCCUUCAAGAAGUACAGCAACUUGCUGAGCCACAUUGACACCCACAAUGGCCUGAAGCCGUACGUCUGCGACCUGUGUGGAAAGGCUUAUUCUCACCAGGGCACGCUGCAGCAGCACAAGCGACUGCACACCGGCGAGAGGCCCUACAGCUGCCCGUUCUGCGACAAAACCUACACCUGGUCGUCUGACUACCGCAAGCACAUUCGCACGCACACGGGCGAGAAGCCGUACGCUUGCGAGGCGUGCGGGAAGGAGUUUGUUCGCUCCUCUGACCUACGGAAGCACGAGCGCAACAUGCAUGCUAACGACAAACCCUUCCCCUGCAAAAAGUGCGGAAAAACCUUCAACAAGCCGCUAUCGCUAAUGCGCCACGAGCGCACCCACCUAGGAGAAAGGCCUUUCCUUUGCCCCGAAUGCGGCAAGGCCUUUGCUGUGGCCAGCCGCAUGGCCGAACACCGGAAGAUCCACACUGGCCUGCGGCCCUACACCUGCCACAUUUGCUCCAAAUCCUUCACCAAAUCCUCCAACUUGGCCGAACACCUUAGCAUACACACGGGACUCCGCCCGCACAUGUGCUCCGAGUGUGGUUUGGCCUUCGCCAUGCCGUCCCGCCUGCUGCGCCAUCAACGGACGCAUGCUGGCAUAAGGCCCUACGAAUGCCGGAGUUGCGGAAAGUCCUUCAGCCGCCCAAAAGCCCUGCAGCGCCACCUGCUGCAGCAGCAGUGUGAUAGCAGAGGUUUCAUGUGCUCUCAGUGCGAUGCAUCUUUCUCCUGCAACGCUCAGCUAGCUGACCACAUGCUGAGCCAUGGUGCCACUGUUUGAGCAUGUGUCUCUGCUGUUCUAUUAGCUCAUAGAUAACCCCUUAACCCAGGGCCC